Molecule: messenger RNA, 3878 nt
Organism: Frieseomelitta varia
Lineage: Eukaryota; Metazoa; Arthropoda; Insecta; Hymenoptera; Apidae
Product: serine/threonine-protein phosphatase 4 regulatory subunit 2-like
Exons: 1
Coding region: 425-2359 (644 amino acids)
Biological process (GO): protein dephosphorylation
Cellular component (GO): protein phosphatase 4 complex; cytoplasm; nucleus
Molecular function (GO): protein phosphatase regulator activity
Source: RefSeq, a predicted model, not a curated record
UUUAUAGCGAUGGAGAUACGUGUAUUUUAUUUUCCAUCGAUGUAAAUUUCACGUGAAACAUACUCGUAGACCAUGACGUCGUAUUAUCUCAAACGUUAUCGCAGACAUCACAUUGAAUUAAACGCAUUUGUUGAAACGACGAAUUGUAACUAAAAGAGACGAUGGCGAGCGAAAACUAACCAAAAAACGCUGUCAACGUUGACACGUUUUUGCAGUAUUGGUAGCCCUGCUUCGUCCCCUGCCCUUCAUUGUUGCUAUUUAGUACCCGGUGUGUUUGCGUUUUUACGUUCGCCCCCUGCGCAAAGCUUUUCCACCGCGUGCAGUUUUUGCCAAUCGAACGUUCGUGAUCGUCUAACGUGGGAGAGACCAGUUCGGUCCAGCAAACCCGAAGGCGGCGGGGGUGAAGCGCAGGCGGUGACGAACGAUGGAUAAUCUAGAGGAAGUGUUGCAGGCGCUCGACGAGUUUCAGAAGAUGCGGCCGAGCGAGAUACCGCGUGAGCUCGAGGAUUACCUAUGUUGGGUGGCGAAAACCGGCGAUCCGGUCUACCAGUGGUCGCUGAUCAAAACGUUGUUCAGGGAGAAACUGACACGCGUGAUGACCGAAUUCUACGAGAGCUGCCCGACGCUUGACCUCGCACCCCCGUGUCCGAACGUCGAGCAUUUCAACUACGAUACGAUGAAGAGCAAUCUACUCGAGCGGCUCGAGUCAUUCGCCAACGCUCCAUUCACUGUUCAACGAAUCUGCGAGCUGUUGACGGCUCCCCGAAAGGAGUACAACAGAGUCGACAAGUUCAUGAGAGCCAUCGAGAAGAACAUUUUGGUUGUUUCCACCAGGGAGCCCGGGCCGAUAUCCAGAAGGAACGAGAACGGCGACAACGGGAUGGUCAACGGGUCUGUGGACGAGGAUGCAUCUGUGACGCAACCACCUCAAGAUGUCGAGAUGGAAUACUGGGAGAAGGACUGUCCAUCUACUGUUACAAUCAGCGUACACACUGUUGAGAAUGAAACACCAUUGUUGCACACUGUCGUACCAACCAGCACCGUAGUAAAGAAUGUGUUUACCGCUGAGGAACUGUCCCACGACAAGGCGGAGUCAACAUCCUCCAAGUCGGACAUUGUAGUAUCCAGUUUCAUACCAACCACUUCGGAAUUCUCUGGUGUCUCAGGCCUGAACUCCCAGUCUCAAGCCCAAGACUCACAAAUAGGACCCACGAUACAGAAUCUGUCAACCAUCGUUCCUGAAACGUCUGGAAUCAUUGGCGACGUUUCAGAAGCAAUUAUGAAUGAGGACACCAGUUCUCAACCUAGUUUGGAAUUGGAGAAUGAAGGAGGGGACUCUGUGGACACUUCGAGGAAAUUGCAGACUACCUUCCAGACUAAAGAUUUUAGCUCGAAUGAGAGUAAAUCGACAAAGUUUUAUGUAGAUAAUUCCAAGGUAAAUGAGAAAUCUGAGGUUGAGGCGAUGACGAUACAAAUGCAGGAUGAAUCAAGUAAAAGUAAUGAUGUACUGGUUAAGUCGGAUGUCGAAUUGAAAGCAGCGUUGGACAAUAAGGAACCUGUUAAUCCGGUUGUUGAAAGUCUUUUAAAUAAUAAUGAAAAUUUAGAGAGCGCGAUAAAGUUAGGUACAGAAGUAGAGAACAUUCAAUCAAUCAUUGAUACGUCUGGUUUUAGUAAGGAAUCGCUAGCUUUAGAAAGUACGAGCGUCGGAAGCACGUCUGUGACAAACAGUUCAGAACAGUCUACACAUAAUUUAAUUUUACCUGCCGAUAACGUUAGUACAGAGGGAACUAUAAGUACAUCAGAGGAUAUGUCGGUAGAUGUAGAGAAUCUGAAAGAUCAAAGUAAGGAGACAGAGUUAGUGGUGGAUUCAAAACCUUUGGUAGAAGAGCCAUGUCCUAAUGCAACAAAAAAUUUUAAUUGUAAUCAAGAGAAAAGUAACUUAACCAUAACAGAAACUGCAGAAGAUGAGAACAGAGUGGUAAAUUCCAUAGUACCUGAUCCAAUUGCUAUCGUUGAAGAACCGAAAGACACAGAAUCUGUUAAUAUAAAAGAAGAUAUCUCGCCAAUUGUCGAGAUAACAGAAGAUUCGGAAAAUCCAAAUAACGUGUCGAUAACAUGUCAGUCGGAAAGCAAAAAGAAAUCUACUGAAGAUAAUAAUUUAGCACAAUUACAAGGUAACAACAUAACUUCCACCAUAAAUAAGAUAGACGAUAGUGACGCAAUGAUAGAAAAUGUCACAACUAAGAAAGAACAAGAGGCAAUGGAGUUAAUGGAAAUAGAUGAAGAAGAAACAUUAUCAGUGUUUCAGCAAGAUGAUGAACCUAUGGAGCAAGAAGCAGUACAAUCAUCUAGAAGUUAAUAAAAUGUAAGAAGAUGGUUCUUUUCAUUCUUCUUCUUUUUUUUUUAAUAUUUGAUUCUUAUUAUAGCAGAAAACAUAAAGAAGAACAAAUACUGGAAAAAUAGAGUUUGUUUAUACUAGAAAAAUUUUUAUUGUAAUUCGAACAUAAUUUGUAUAUGAAUUCCUUUAUUUGAUAUAUAAGACAUAUUGUAAGAUUUACAAGGAAUUCUCUAAGCAUCUGUUGUUUACUGUUUCAUUAACUUCGUAAUUACCAUUAAAUCAGGUAAAUUUUGGUAUUGUACAGAGACUUGUUACCUUGAACUUUUAAGCUUCUGUAGAAAGCAAGACACUGCCUACUUCCAGAACAUUGUAAUGUUAAUGACCAGUUUUGACCAUGGUUUGGAUUUUAUCUCAAAUUAGUUUAUGAACAAAUUUCACAAUAAAUUUAUGCAGACAAAGUUUCUAUGUAGAACAUGGCUGUGUUUAUAACUGAAGCAUAUGAAGUUUUUACAUGGCUUAUAACAAAUAUAACAUGUGAUAUAAACAGAGAAGCAUUUUAAACGUACAUUCUGAUGCUUUAUGUAUUUUACUGAAAAAAAUAGGGAGCAUAGAUCCAACCCAUUGUGAAUUAAAUUGAUUACUGGUUUUAAACAAAUAUUUUAAAAUUUGAUUAAUUGUGAAGUAAUUGACAAUAUAAAACAUUACUUGGUUUUUAAAAUUAAUACUUACGAUGACUGAAAUUUAUGAUUGUUCCAAUUGUAUUAAUCAUUGAUUCCAUUCAGUGGUUCAAGUUAUAAUUGAUAAAAAAAGGAUGCUUUUGUUAUACACAUCUCUGAGAUAGAGAAGAAUGAAAAGUUUGUUUUUUCUAGUUAGAGAAAGGAAUAGUAUUGCUCUCUUUAUGUCUUGCUUUAUUUUCUAAUAGAAUAUAAUAGCAAAAAAAAAAAAAAAAUAGAAACAAUGCAACACUCCUUUUUCUUCUGAAAUGGAGAUUCCAUUAAAUAGGCUUGAGUAAUUUAAAGAUCAGCCUAGUUUAAUUAUAUUUGCUUCUGGUCAUAUGUUUUUAUUGAAUAUUUUUAUGCAAACACAAACCUAGAGAUAGAUCAUCUUAAAAGUAAUUAUAACAGUACAUUAAUUUAAAGACAACUUAGGUCAAUGAUAUAAGACAUUGAUAUAACUUAAAAUAGCAGUGUAUAUUAUUUUAUAGAAAAUAUAUUCAAAAUUAUUACCAUUUGGAAACAUCCGACUUACUUAGAUAAAAAAGAUUUAAUUCUGUGAUUUCUAUAUCAAAUCACAGCUUGUAAUAAGUGUUUAUGUAUUUCACAAAUUGAUUAAACAUAACAUAUGUAUCAAAUUUCACUUCUAAAAUUUUUAAUUUGUCUGAUAAAAAGUUUUUGCAAAAAUUAUUUAUUUUAUUAAUUAUGACACUUCCAAAUUUCAUAUGAAAUAGCACAUGAUAUAGAUGAAUACUUGAAAACCAUAAUUACAGAAUAAAACAUUGUAUAUCAGAAAUUAAAUCAAUAAAUUUAUUAAUUAUUUAUUA